GAUGAUCCUUCAAUUCAAUAUUCUACUGUUAAAUUAGACUCACAACAACCACUUCCAUCGUUUGAAAUCUUUGGAACAUCAAAUGCAACAACAAUUCAAUGCCAGAUUAUUGAGGAGGUGGCUGGUGCUGCUAAUUGUUCUGCCAAUCUUAAAUCCUUUGGCAAUAUCUACAAAUUUACUCCUACUGAAGAUAUGAUUAAUGAUGGUUCUGGCAACUAUAGUGAUGUGUUGUACUUUUUGUUAUAUAAUACUUCUGACACUAUGCGCAUUAAAUUUGGUGGAGGUUUUCCUAAUCAUCAUGUUUCACUUCGUAUUGCAGAACCAAUAUUAUCAACACAUACAAUAGGUUAUGAAAAUCGGAUUAGAAUGUCCAUUAUACCAUAUGGUUAUCCUAGAAAUAACUAUUUUGAAACUGUUGAAACGGAAAAAAGAUCUGAAACUGUCUUGAGCAAUAUUGGUUCACUUGGAGGUGCAAUUAGUUUGCUAUUAGGAGUUUAUGCUAUUUUAUUUGGUGGAUCACUCCUGAGCCCAUGGGGAAUCUUUCAAAACUAUUGCUGCAAGUAUAAACCAAGAUCAAAAAGAAAGCUUUUAAAAAAUUUACCAGUGAUUCCUUUGACUGAAAAAAACCAAUUACAAUAUGAAAAUUCUAAAGAUCCAGAUAUUAUCUCUAUUAUCACAAGAUUCAAUUCUUUGGAAACCGUUUUAAGAGAGUAUGUUAUUAACUCGGAUUUCCUUGAUGAAUUAGUGGAGACUGAAAAUAAUAAGAGUGUUAUUGAUGAGAGUAAUAAACCUCUUGUAUAG
This is a messenger RNA of Entrophospora candida, 801 nucleotides long. The record is from the annotation of a GenBank genome assembly. Lineage: Eukaryota; Fungi; Glomeromycota; Glomeromycetes; Entrophosporales; Entrophosporaceae.